AUGAAUACAAAUCUAACAAGCACCACGCUCGUUCAAUCACCAACUCUCGGAAACAACGUGCAAACAACAAACACUCCAUCAACAACGACAGGAUUAAUCGGAGCAAGUGUUGUUGCUGCUGCUGUUGGAGUUGGAUCAUCGGGAACACUUUCAUCACUCUGGGAGAAAUUUCUCAGCCUUGCAAAGAAUAUUAAUAUUGGACAUUUGUAUUUGUUUUUGGGAAGUUUGGGACUUGGUACAUUUUGGUACAGUUCCAUUAAUUACUUGUUUCAAAAGAAUUUUGUGAGCAAGUUGCAAAUUAAUAAUAAUGAUGAAGCAUAUCAUUGGUUCAUGUAUUGGUUGGCUGAGGAUAGUUAUAGUCAAGAUUCGAAUCAUUUGGCUAUUUUAGCAUCCAAAACUCAUUUUGAUUUCUCUAGUUUUAAACAUAAUCCUUCUGAAAAGGAUAAACAUUCAGUUCCAAUCAAAUUUAUUCCAUCACCUGGUAUUCAUUAUUUGAAAUUUAAAGGAAAAACUAUCAAGAUUUCAUAUGAAAGAAAUUUAUCAUCAGGUGCAUCUUUGGGAUCAUCACCAAAUUCUCCAAGUGAACAAAUUGAAAUUAGUUGUUUGGCAACAAGUCCAAACUUUUUGAAGGAAUUUAUUAUCGAUUGUCAACAGAAAUAUUUGGAAUCUAAACAUGGUAAAACAUUGAUUUAUCUUCCAGAUUCGUAUUGUGAUUUUUGGGAGCCAAGAAUUUCAAAAUUGAAACGUCCACCUAGUACUGUUAAAUUACAAUCGAAUAUUUUCGAAAAGUUGUUGAUGGAUGCUAAGAAUUUUAUUGGACUUGAAAAGUGGUAUAACGAUCAUGGUAUUCCAUUCAGAAGAGGUUAUCUUCUCUAUGGACCACCUGGUACAGGUAAAACAAGUACAGUAACUGCAUUGGCAGGUGCCUUGGAUAAGAAUAUUUGUUGCAUUAAUAUUAGUAAUAAGAAUCUCAAUGAUGAUAAUUUGAACAGUCUCUUAUUGAAUACACCAUUCAACUCUAUAAUACUGUUGGAAGAUAUUGAUGCUUGUUUUUCUGCUCCAAUUAAGAUGGAACGAAAACAAACUAGACCACCACAUCCAUCCCAACCUGAAGCAAGUGAUGAUAAUUCAGUUUCUGAGCUUUCCACUCAUGGAACUGGAUCAAACGUAACACUGGGUGGACUUUUGAAUUGUAUUGAUGGCGUUGUAGCUCAAGAAGGAAGAAUUUUGUUCAUGACCACCAAUCAUAUUGACAGAUUACCAGAUGCCUUAAUUAGGCCUGGCAGAAUUGAUGUAAAAUAUUUGAUUGACUUUGCUGAUGAAAUUCAAACUAGAGAAAUGUUCCUCAACUUUUAUCCUCGUGAAUACGAUUGUGCUGAUUUAUUCUGUGCUAAGAUUUUCGCAGAACAUAAGGAAAUUAGACGUUUUACUUGUGCUGAAUUACAAGGUCACUUUAUGUCACACAAGCAUGAUCCAACUUCAGCUGUUGAUAAUGUUUCUGAUUUGCUCAACUUUGAUUUGAGAAGAGGUCUUAAUGUUGUUGCUCAUAACGAAGAAGAACAUCAAUAA
Naegleria gruberi is the source of this 1569-nucleotide messenger RNA. RefSeq lists its product as uncharacterized. The record is from RefSeq and is a predicted model, not a curated record. Lineage: Eukaryota; Heterolobosea; Eutetramitea; Acrasida; Naegleriidae. Gene Ontology annotation, molecular function: ATP hydrolysis activity; ATP binding. The transcript is spliced from 2 exons. The coding region runs from base 1 to 1569 and encodes 522 amino acids.